GUUCACCUUAUCCACCCUUCUCCUCUGUUCAUUUGCUGCGUUUCCCUCCAUAUAUGGUUUUAGUUCGAAGAAGAGCUACCGCGAGCUCAAAUUGCGCAUCAAAAUCAGAAUUUGCACCCUUCCAACCCCAUUAAAUUUCUUCAAUUUCAUCCUCUAUAGCUAAGAAUCCCUAAUUUCCAUCAAUUUGCUACGAAAAAUGGCAUCGUCCCCAUUUCCCACUCCCUUGUCCAAACUCACUCCCGCUUGCUCCGACAAAACCCUUGUAUCUCCAAGAAUCUUUCCGGCGAAAUCCGAACUUUGCAUUUCUUAUAUUGCUCGAAAACCUCGCCGAAGUACCAGGUUUGUCAGAGUAACUCCGGUAUCUGCUGCUCUGAGUGGCCUUCUUGGGGGCAUCUUCAAGGGAAUGGACACGGGUGAAGCGACGAGGAAGCGGUUCUCGGAUUCAGUUGGGUUGAUCAAUGGGUUGGAGCCGGAGAUGACGAGGCUCUCGGAUUCGGAGUUGCGGGAGAAGACGUCGGUUCUCAGGGAACGUGCACAGAACGGGGAAUCGAUUGAUUUGAUUCUGCCUGAAGCAUUUGCGGUGGUAAGGGAAGCAUCAAAAAGGGUUCUAGGCCUUCGUCCUUUUGAUGUGCAAUUGAUGGGUGGCAUGGUUCUUCAUAAUGGAGAGAUAGCAGAAAUGAAGACGGGAGAAGGAAAAACACUUGUGGCUGUUCUGCCGGCAUAUUUAAAUGCAUUGACUGGGAAAGGAGUUCAUGUAGUUACUGUAAAUGAUUAUCUUGCUAGGCGUGAUUGCGAAUGGGUUGGCCAAGUUCCUCGAUUUUUGGGACUGCAGGUUGGCCUAAUUCAACAAAAUAUGUCAAGCGAGCAAAGAAGAGAAAACUACUUGUGUGACAUAACAUAUGUCACAAACAGUGAACUUGGCUUUGAUUAUCUGAGAGACAAUCUAGCUAUGUCCGUUGAUGACCUAGUCCUGAGAGGAUUCAAUUACUGUGUUAUUGAUGAAGUUGAUUCAAUUCUAAUUGACGAAGCUAGAACACCACUAAUCAUCUCAGGUCCAGCAGAGAAGCCUAGUGAUAGUUACUACAAAGCAGCGAAGAUUGCCUCGGCCUUUGAGAGAGAUAUACACUACACUGUUGAUGAGAAGCAGAAAACUGUUCUGCUUACAGAGCAGGGUUAUGAAGAUGCAGAAGAAAUUCUGGGCGUGAAAGAUCUAUACGAUCCUCGAGAACAGUGGGCUUCAUAUGUUCUAAAUGCUAUCAAAGCAAAGGAGCUCUUCCUUAGGGAUGUAAACUACAUAGUUCGUGGAAAGGAGGUUCUGAUUGUGGAUGAAUUUACUGGUCGAGUUAUGCAGGGCAGAAGAUGGAGUGAUGGACUUCAUCAGGCUGUUGAAGCAAAAGAAGGCUUACCAAUUCAGAAUGAAACUGUUACACUUGCAUCUAUCAGUUACCAAAAUUUCUUUCUACAGUUUCCAAAGCUUUGCGGCAUGACAGGCACUGCAGCAACUGAGAGUGCAGAAUUUGAGAGCAUAUACAAGCUGAAAGUUUCAAUUGUCCCAACAAAUAAACCCAUGAUAAGAAAGGACGAGUCAGAUGUAGUUUUCAGGGCUACUACUGGUAAAUGGCGCGCUGUUGUUGUGGAGAUAUCGCGAAUGUAUAAGACUGGUCGACCUGUGCUUGUUGGUACAACUAGUGUUGAGCAGAGUGAUGCUUUGUCAGAACAGUUGGAUGAAACCGAAAUUCCUCAUGAGCUUCUUAAUGCGAAGCCAGAGAAUGUGGAAAGGGAAGCCGAAAUAGUAGCGCAGAGUGGCCGUCUUGGGGCAGUAACAAUUGCAACGAACAUGGCAGGCCGUGGAACAGACAUAAUCCUUGGAGGCAAUGCAGAAUUCAUGGCAAGGUUAAAGCUACGAGAGCUAUUGAUGCCUAGAGUUGUCAAGCCUGCUGAAGGAGUUUUUGUUUCUGUGAAGAAACUUCCACCAAGAAAGACAUGGAAGGUUAAGGAAAGCCUAUUCCCAUGUGAACUUUCCAACGUCACAGUAUCAUUGGCAAAGGAUGCAGUGGAAUUUUCCGUUAAAACGUGGGGCCUAAGAUCAUUAACUGAGCUUGAAGCAGAAGACAGACUCUCUUAUUCAUGUGAAAAGGGCCCUAUGAAAGAUGAAGUCAUAGCCCAGCUGAGGAAUGCAUUCUUGAAAAUAGCAGAAGAAUAUAGGGUCUACACUGAAGAUGAAAAAAAGAAGGUCAUACAAGCUGGAGGACUUCAUGUGGUAGGAACUGAACGGCAUGAAUCACGACGAAUUGAUAAUCAGCUCCGUGGUAGAAGUGGUAGACAAGGGGAUCCGGGAAGCUCAAGGUUUUUUCUCAGCCUUGAAGAUAACAUAUUUCGAAUUUUCGGUGGAGACCGGAUACAGGGUUUGAUGAGAGCUUUCAGAGUUGAAGACAUUCCAAUUGAGUCAAAAAUGCUAACCAAGGCCUUAGAUGAAGCUCAAAGAAAGGUUGAGAACUAUUUCUUUGAUAUAAGGAAGCAGUUAUUUGAAUAUGAUGAGGUCUUGAACAGUCAGAGGGAUCGCAUAUACACUGAAAGAAGGCGAGCUUUGGAAUCUAAGAACCUCCAGUCCCUCAUUAUAGAAUAUGCCGAGCUGACUAUGGAUGACAUCUUACAGGCAAAUGUUGGCCCUGAUGCUCCGAAGGAAAGCUGGGAACUUGAUAAACUCAUUGCCAAACUUCAGCAAUACUGCUAUCUGCUGAAUGAUUUGGCCCCAGAAUUGCUUAGAGAUAAAUGCUCAAGCUAUGAGGAAUUGCGGGAAUUUCUUCAUUUACGAGGACGUGAAGCCUACUUCCAGAAAACUGAAAUGGUGGAAAAACAAGCACCAGGUUUGAUGAAGGAAGCUGAGCGGUUCCUAGUUUUGAGCAACAUUGAUAGGCUAUGGAAAGAACAUCUUCAAGCAAUUAAGUUUGUCCAGCAAGCAGUUGGACUAAGGGGCUACGCACAGAGAGAUCCGCUCAUUGAAUACAAGCUUGAAGGCUACAAUCUCUUCCUUGAUAUGAUGGCACAAAUCCGACGAAACAUCAUUUAUUCUAUUUACCAGUUCCAGCCACUGAUGGUGAAGAAUAAUGAGCAACAGAGCCAAAAAUCACAAAGAAAGGAUUCAAAAGGAAGAAAGGCAGAUAAUGAUGCAAACACAAUUGAAGCGGCACAAGCUGCAUCUUAGAUCAUUUUGCUUUCGGCUUCAAGGAACCUUUGUUUGUUCAGUGAAUUUUCUUCCUGCCAUUGAUGGAGCGAUCCUAGAAGGUAAGUAUAGUGGAGACAUUGUCGAUGAGCUGAUGAUACAAUGCAUUCAAACUGAUAUCAAGAGUAUAAUUUAUGCAUCGAUUGAUAUGUUUCCAAAGAAAUUUUGUUCUUUACAGGCUUUUCUGAGCACUGUACAGUCUAUUACUCUGGCGUGAAAGAAUAUGUAUGUAAAGGUCCCAAAAUAAGGUUUCUCUAUGUUAUUUGAUGCUAUUGAAGUUAGAACAGAGUUGCCAAAAAAAUGUUUAUACUUUUAAUCAUACCAUGCAUGGUUGCUUAAGUGA
Molecule: messenger RNA, 3566 nt
Organism: Dendrobium catenatum
Lineage: Eukaryota; Viridiplantae; Streptophyta; Magnoliopsida; Asparagales; Orchidaceae
Product: protein translocase subunit SecA, chloroplastic
Exons: 20
Coding region: 197-3205 (1002 amino acids)
Biological process (GO): protein targeting; protein import
Cellular component (GO): membrane
Molecular function (GO): ATP binding; ABC-type protein transporter activity
Source: RefSeq, a predicted model, not a curated record